Molecule: messenger RNA, 540 nt
Organism: Suillus subaureus
Lineage: Eukaryota; Fungi; Basidiomycota; Agaricomycetes; Boletales; Suillaceae
Exons: 4
Molecular function (GO): protein binding
Source: RefSeq, a predicted model, not a curated record
CCUUCGACUCCACAGGAGUAUCUUCAGCUAGGGAUACAAUACCACGAGGCCAACAAACUGCAGGACAGUGCAUUUUACUUUGAGAAAAGUGCAAAGGAACAGGGUGGGUGUGGGAUAGGGAUGCUCUUGUGGGGAUUGACGCUGAGGCACGGGUGGGGGUGCGAGAAGAAUGAGAAAAAUGCUUUCAAGUGGUUAACAAAGGCCGCGGAAAGCGCAGUGGAUGAUCUGGGCAAAGCGAGGGAAGGCAUGGACGUGAAGGCUGUUAGAUCGGAGCUCGUGCUAGCAAUUUAUGAGGUCGGGCAGUGCUUCUUUCAUGGCUGGGGUGUAGCUAAGGACCACAAGAUGGCAGUUAGUUACUAUCGAGUUGCUGCCAACCUUGGUGACGGAGAUGCGCAAGAAGGUCUCGCUUUCUGCCUAGCCAAUGGCAAAGGGUGCAAGAAGGAUAAGAAGGAAGCUGCUAAGUGGUAUCGCGCGGCUGUCGAACAAGGUGCUAGUGACAUAGGGAUGGCGUGGAUCUACAAGGACAAAUACAAGGGCUAG